This is a messenger RNA of Hippopotamus amphibius kiboko, 1208 nucleotides long. It is a transcript of the gene FBXL15, whose product is annotated as F-box and leucine rich repeat protein 15. Gene Ontology annotation, cellular component: SCF ubiquitin ligase complex. The transcript has 5 exons. Gene Ontology annotation, molecular function: protein binding. Gene Ontology annotation, biological process: SCF-dependent proteasomal ubiquitin-dependent protein catabolic process. NCBI's taxonomy places the organism in Eukaryota, Metazoa, Chordata, Mammalia, Artiodactyla, Hippopotamidae. The coding region runs from base 173 to 1075 and encodes 300 amino acids. The record is from RefSeq and is a predicted model, not a curated record.
GAAAAAAGCCAGUCUCUUGCUGCACCAUCACGUUCUUCAGCCUCGGGUCUCAAGCCCUGUAGCGGAGAAGGCGAGGUCUAACGUUACACCACCGCCCAAGGAGGCGGGUUCGCUGCAGCCACUCCGAGCCCAAAGCGAGACCACCUUACUGCGCACGCGCAGUAGACAGCCGAUGGAGCCACCGAUGGAGCCGUCCGGAGGGGAGCAAGAGCCCGGAGCCGUCAGGCUCCUGGACCUGCCCUGGGAAGACGUUCUGCUCCCACACGUCCUGAGCCGGGUGCCGCUGCGCCAGCUGCUCCGGCUGCAGCGCGUCAGUCGGGCCUUCCGAGCGCUAGUGCAGCUGCACCUGGCCGGGUUGCGCCGCUUCGACGCCGCUCAGGUGGGCCCGCAGAUCCCGCGGACCGCAUUGGCCUGGCUGCUGCGGGACGCCGAGGGGCUGCAGGAGCUGGCGCUGGCGCCGUGUCACGAAUGGCUGUCGGACGAGGAUCUGGUGCCGGUGCUGGCGCGUAAUCCCCAGCUGCGGAGCGUGGCGCUGGCGGGCUGCGGGCAACUGAGCCGCCGCGCGCUGGGAGCGCUGGCCGAGGGCUGCCCCCGCCUGCAGCGCCUUUCACUUGCGCACUGUGACUGGGUAGAUGGGCUGGCGCUGCGCGGCCUCGCUGACCGCUGUCCGGCCCUUGAGGAGCUGGACCUCACCGCCUGCCGACAGCUCAAGGAUGAAGCCAUCGUGUACCUGGCGCAGAGGCGCGGCGCAGGCCUUCGCAGCCUCUCGCUGGCGGUCAACGCCAAUGUGGGGGACGUCGCCGUCCAGGAGUUGGCUCGGAACUGCCCAGAACUCCAGCACCUCGACCUAACCGGCUGCCUCCGCGUCGGAAGCGACGGUGUCAGGACAUUGGCGGAGUACUGCCCGGCGCUGCGCUCGCUGCGGGUGCGGCACUGCCACCACGUGGCCGAGCCCAGCCUAAGCCGCUUGCGGAAGCGCGGCGUGGACAUCGACGUGGAGCCUCCGCUGCAUCAGGCCCUGGUGCUGCUGCAGGACAUGGCGGGCUUUGCACCCUUUGUCAACCUGCAGGUCUGACCCGCCUGCCAAUGGGCACAGCUGGACUGUGUGGCGGGGCCUCACUGUGAACUGUAGGGAAACCGAACUGUGGGGGCCUCGGAUGAGAGGCCAGUGCCCUGCCCGACCCUGGAGCUUCAAAUAAAGAGCUUUU